Eucalyptus grandis is the source of this 2496-nucleotide messenger RNA. RefSeq lists its product as uncharacterized. The transcript has a single exon. Lineage: Eukaryota; Viridiplantae; Streptophyta; Magnoliopsida; Myrtales; Myrtaceae. Bases 1 to 2496 code for a protein of 831 amino acids. The record is from RefSeq and is a predicted model, not a curated record. Gene Ontology annotation, molecular function: nucleic acid binding.
AUGGCCUCACAGGUGAAGCUAGCUUUGAAUGAGAGGGAGAUGAAGCAACUAUUCCUCAAGACAUUGCCCCCUGAAUACUUCCAAGGAUUAGUAUUUUCGGGAUGCCAAACCUUUUCACAGCUGGUAGAUGUAGGUGAAGGAGUCGAGUGGGCAUUCAUCGAAGGGAAGAUAUCCAUCGGAGGUGCGAAGAAGUUCCAAGCGAGAAAAGAUAAGGAAGCUGCAGUUGAGGUAGCGCUCGUGCAAGAGUCAUUUUACCCUAGGCCGCCCACAGCACCUACGCACAAGCCUAUGGCCGUUCAAGAGAGCUCGUCACGAGCAUAUGACAAGGGCAAGAGGCCCUUUCGAAAGGAAUUUUCCCCACUGCUACAACCGUUGUCAAAACUGUUGCCCAUGCUUCUCGAAAAGAGGAUGGUUGCGAAGGAAGUACCUAGAGACAAUCUCACGAGGUUCGCCGGGUUUGAUGUGACCAAGACCUGCGAGUACCACAUGGGAGAAAGGGGGCAUGAUGUAGAUAGUUGCAAUGUACUGAGGUACAAAGUCCAACAGUUACUGGACAAAAACAUUUUGACGUUCAAGGAAGCUCAGCUUAAUGUGCAGCAGAACCCCCUACCGGACCAUGCAGAGGGAGUGAACUCAAUCUCCGAGGAGAUGCAGGCGAGUCAACAGCCUCUAGUUGUGAAUGCUUCCAAGUUAUACGAGUCCUUAGUGCUGGCAGGAUACUAUGGAGGUCAUCAGGAUGUGACCCCAGAAGAGAAACUGAACUGCAUUUGCAAGAUGGUAGCCAUGGGGGUAAUUCGACGCGGAGAAGAGGAAGAGGAUGUCGUAUCCAUGAUAAUGCCGUCGUCAUUCCGCUCAUCUUUUUGCAAUAUUGCUCGUAUAUCUCGAGCGAAGAAGAUUAUGCCUAGAAUUUCGAAGACCCCGGCUUUAUACGAGGAAUGGGUAAUAGCUAUGAUAACCUCGAUGGUGAUUGAACUAUCGGAUGAGGAGACCGCCGGCAAUAUCGAGAUGGAAAUCGCUGAACCCACAGUGAUCGACCUUAUGGUCGAGGAAAUGUCGGCAAUCAAAAUCACGAGAGGGAACGUAACGCCGGUCACAAUUGAAUUGCCAUCCCAGGAGGAAGAUGGAGUAAUAGUGUUGGAGAGUCCUCCUAAAUUCGAUCCCAAAGCUGUACCUUGGGAUUAUCAAACAAAUGAGGUAGACGCUGUCACGCGAUCGGGCCGCUGUUACGCACCUGAUAAAGGAAUAGAAAAGAAGGUCGUGACUGAGGAGGAGGUGAAGCAAUUCUUGGCCGUAGUAAAAUCUAGCGAGUUCAAUGUGGUGGAUCAACUGCGGAAGUUGUCGGCCCAAAUCUCCCUCCUGGAGUUGUUUAAAUCCUCCGAGAAGCACAGGGACAUCUUACUGAAGGUCCUCAAUAAGGUACACGUACCCGAAACAAUUGAUGAAGUCCAAUUGGAAGAGUUUGUUGGGGCCGUUCUACUGAAAGACCAGAUUUCCUUUACGGAUGAGGAUCUCCCUCCCGAUGGUCCUAAUCAUACCAAAGCACUACACAUCUCGGUGAAGCAUGAGAGCACUCUUGUUUGCAUAGUGUUGAUUGAUAACGGUUCGACGCUCAAUAUAUGCCCGUUGGCUACCCUCCAUCGUCUAGGCAUUGAUCUUAGGAGAAUCCGUACUGGCAAGUCAACUGUGCCGGCCUUUGACGGGAUGAAGAAGGAUGUGAUAUGGGAAAUUGAGCUUGAGUUGUUGAUUGGCCCCAUACUCUUCCAAGUCGUGUUCCAGGUGUUAGAUAUACCAAUCGCUUUUAAUUUUCUGCUAGGGAGGCCAUGGAUUCACAUGGCAGGCGAUGUUGCCUCCAGCCUCCAUCAGAAGGUACGAUUUGUGGUGGAUAACAGGCUUAUCACGGUCCAUGGAGAAUCUGACUUCAAGAUCUACCACAAGACAACCAUCCCAUAUGUGGAACUUGAGGGUACCGAGGAAUCCAACUUUCAAACCUUCGAGCUGGUAUCCAUGGUCCACGUGCCUGCAGGGUCUUUCACAAAGGUUCCUGAAUUGUCUAAGCCGGCCAUAGCUGCAGGAAAGAUUAUUCUAGCGAGCGGAUAUAAUCCUGGAGAGGGCCUUGGAUCACACGGUCAAGGUGUGCAAAAACUCAUUGAAGCUCAUAAAAACUUCAAAAGAAGAGGCUUGGGAUAUGUCGAGAAGUGGGGAGGCCAUAACAACCGAGGAGGCCGUGGAAGGCAUGGAGGCUGGGGUGCCCGAGGAGGCUGGGACGGGUACAGAGACCAGAGUGAACGCGUUGCCCAGACUGAAGAGGACAAGGGCUAUCAAAGCCUGUUUUCCCCAUUGCUGGAAGAGACGUUUCCAGGACCCCCAAGGAUGUUGUUCGAGGAAGAGGAGGAUAUCUAUGGUGUGACUGAGCUAUUCGAGGAAUGCGUCAUAUGCACCAUCAUGGCGUGCGAGGAGGUCAAGUCCUCUGAAGUCGUGGCUGUCCCUCCAGAGUAG